This is a messenger RNA of Stereum hirsutum FP-91666 SS1, 927 nucleotides long. RefSeq names its product CPS1 protein. Lineage: Eukaryota; Fungi; Basidiomycota; Agaricomycetes; Russulales; Stereaceae. The record is from RefSeq and is a predicted model, not a curated record. Gene Ontology annotation, biological process: vesicle-mediated transport; intracellular protein transport. Gene Ontology annotation, molecular function: GTPase activity; GTP binding. Gene Ontology annotation, cellular component: cytoplasm. The coding region runs from base 107 to 655 and encodes 182 amino acids. The transcript has 6 exons.
CUCAGCAUUCCACCCCGCCUCGCCGCCGCCUCCCUUCUCUGGCUCUUUUGCCUGCCCCCUUCUCCCUGUCGUUCCUUACCUUCUAUUCCUCCAACCUUCAGUCAUCAUGGGUGCAAACCUCUCGAAAGCCCUCGGCAAGAUUUUCGGCAAUAAGGAGAUGAGGUUGUUGAUGCUUGGACUUGACGCUGCCGGAAAGACAACUAUUUUGUACAAACUCAAACUCAACCAGUCCGUUACCACCAUCCCAACCGUCGGCUUCAACGUUGAAACCGUGACAUACAAGAACGUGAAGUUCAAUGUGUGGGAUGUUGGCGGCCAGGAUAAGAUUCGGCCGCUUUGGAGGCAUUAUUACACCGGCACGCAGGGUCUAGUUUUCGUUGUGGAUAGUCAGGAUCGUGAGAGGGUAGACGAGGCGAAGCAGGAGCUGCAUCGGAUAUUAAGCGAUAGGGAGAUGAAAGAGUGUUUGUUGCUUGUGUUCGCGAACAAGCAGGAUUUACCCGGAGCCAUGUCACCAGCAGAAGUCACCGAGAAGCUGGGGCUGCACCGGAUGCGUGACCGUGCGUGGUAUGUGCACCCAAGUUGUGCCACCACAGGAGAGGGCUUGUUCGAGGGUCUCCAAUGGUUAUCUCAGAACGUGAAAAAGCGCCAGCAAUGAGUUCGUUUCAUAUGCUUUCUCUUUCAUUUUCGUCUUUUCCACUUGUCCUCUUUCUUUUCCUUGUUAUGGGUCCCUCGCUAUUCCCUUAUAUCAUCUUCUCGCCAUAUACCCUACCAUUAUCUGCUCCAGCCUCUUGACUAUGGUCCCAGAUGACACCCUCCCACGCGCUCCCCCACCGGAUAAUGGUCCCCUGAAUCUAUAGUCUUCUUUUCCCCCGCCAUGAUCUGGUUGCCCAGACUUGCCCUUGUCCGAUACAGCCCAUCAACCUCAAC